AUGUCGAUCUUUGCUGCUAACUUGUUGGCCGGAGGUCCGGCGGCCUUCAUCCGCCGCUCCGAUUUCGGCAAAGACUUUGUCUUUGGUUCCGCAACUGCUGCUUUCCAGAUUGAGGGUGGUCUUGAUGACGGAGGCAGAGGAGAUUCCAUUUGGGAUACCUUUGCUAAGGAAAAUGAUUUGUUUCAUCCCUACGACGAAGAUGCCGUCAAUCACUAUGAAAAAUUCGAGGAGGAUGUGAAACUCAUGAAGGAGAUUGGAUUUGAUGCUUACCGAUUCUCCAUCUCCUGGCCCAGAAUUCUGCCAACUGGAAAGAUUGAGUCGAAAAGCCAAGACGGAAUUAACUAUUAUAAGAAACUGAUUUGCAAGCUCAGAGAAAACGGAAUUGAACCAUACGUGACUCUUUUCCACUGGGAUCUUCCUCUUACUUUGCAAGAGGAAUACAAUGGCUUCUUGGACCGCAGGGUUGCGGAGGAUUUCGGUGUGUACGCUGAUGUUUGCUUCCAGGAGUUUGGUCAAUACGUUGAUCACUGGAUCACGUUGAAUGAACCAUUCACCUAUGCCUAUUCUGCUCACGUGGACAAAGUCCACGCUCCGGGUCUCGGAACCGUCCAUGACCACCUUUUCGCCACCGGAACAAACACUGAGGGAUCGAAAGCGGCUACUGCGGUCGAAGAAUCUGGUGAUGAUGCCGUUCACCCAAAACAAACCCGAAAGAGAGUCAUGAUUUUCAAGCCAACCGAAUCUUGGGCAUCGGAAGCCGAGUACAUUGAUGAGUUUGCUUAUCCCUACAUCGUCACCCACAACUUGCUCCUUGCUCAUGCCAAGGCUGUAGAAAUCUUCAAGAAGAAGUACCAGGACCCUGCCAAGAAGAAGAAGAUUGGAAUCACCUUGGUAUCCAUGUGGUUUGAGCCUCGCAACCCUGAUGAUGAGAAGGAUAAAGCCGCUGCCCUGCGAGCCCUUGAUUUCUUCAUUGGAUGGUACCUAGACCCAUUGGUUCAUGGAGAUUACCCCAAGAGCAUGAGGGAAUAUGUGAACCCAGACCAUCUUCCUAAAAUGGAUGAUGCUGAUAGAAAAGCCAUUCAAGGAAGCUAUGACUUCAUUGGUGUGAACUACUACACUGCCCGAUAUGUUGGUCACUCCGAACCAAAGGCAGCACUCAAAAAGGUCGGAAGGAAUUAUGUCACUGAUCAGCACCUCAAGUACUAUGAGUCGCGCAUUGAGGACGGAGUAGAUGUCCCUAUUGGUAAAGAUACGGGUGCUUCUGCAUGGUUGAUAUCAUAUCCUAAAGGAAUGAAGGGACUUUUGCUUCACGUCAAAAACAAUUAUAAGGAUCCACUCAUCUACAUCACCGAAAAUGGUAUUGAUGAUCACGAUGAUGAUUCAUCCAGGCAUUGGGACUCUUUCUUUGAUGAGAAGAGAGUGAGGCACAUCCAUGAUCACCUCAACUAUCUCUUGGAAGCUAAACGCCAAGGAGUGAAUGUGAAGGGAUACUUCGUAUGGUCAUUGCUGGAUAACUUCGAGUGGAACAAUGGUUUCCAUGCUCGAUUCGGGCUCAUCUACGUUGACUACAAGAACAAGGGACAGAGGCACCCCAAGCUCUCUGCUGCCUGGUUGAAGCAAUUCCUUGCAGACAAGUGCUAA
This is a messenger RNA of Oldenlandia corymbosa var. corymbosa, 1641 nucleotides long. NCBI's taxonomy places the organism in Eukaryota, Viridiplantae, Streptophyta, Magnoliopsida, Gentianales, Rubiaceae. The record is from the annotation of a GenBank genome assembly.